AUGGAUCCCGCCACUACCAAGGUCAUACUUGGGCUCCAUCGCGAGGACCUGAACGCCGCUCUCCAGAGUCUGUCUAAGACCAGCCAUGACGACCGCGAAGGGGCCGCUUUCGCCGCGUUCCGCGAUCAGCUACUGGGGGAGUGGAACAAGUUACACGAUGCAGUCUUUACGCUCAUCAUCGUUCGGGAGGACAACGCUGUUCGAGAGGCCUUUACGCAGCACUCGGGUGAAGCGCAGCAGGCUGAUCGCAACUACGAGAUGGCUUGCAGAUUUGCAGGUCUGCCGGUGCCUCAACGCCCUGCGGUAUCGAACGAUCACGGAGCACACAGAAUCGCAGCAGAUAAGCAGUCCGAAGGCGUGAACGGCAGGACACUCGCUCAAGAAGCUCCCCGCUUCAGCUCCGUUGGGACGCAAACGGCACCUACCAAGACCAAGCCUCCUGCCGGAAACAGCUGGUGGCCUGCCUUGUCAUUGAACAGUUUCAAGCGUGCGCGCGUUGAAGAUGCGGAUGAUGGAGACAGGAACUCAUUCACACCAUACACGCAUGAAUUUACACUCAAGAAACGGACCGCCUGCGUUGAGCCUGCAGCAUUUAGGGAGGAAGUCGACGGGCGAACCAAGCGAACCAAGCUUGGAUCAGAGGCCAGCACUACUCUUACCAAUGCUACCGCCAAUGUCGCCUCGUCCGGCACAAUCGGCAAUGAAGAUCAUGGUCUCCUUGCAGCCGGAUCCGGCACUAUCAUGUCUCGCAAAUGUUCUGCGUCUUCAAUGCAAGAACACUAG
Messenger RNA from Alternaria conjuncta, 783 nucleotides. RefSeq lists its product as uncharacterized. The transcript is spliced from 3 exons. The record is from RefSeq and is a predicted model, not a curated record. Lineage: Eukaryota; Fungi; Ascomycota; Dothideomycetes; Pleosporales; Pleosporaceae. The coding region runs from base 1 to 783 and encodes 260 amino acids.